GUACUCGAAGAACGCUCGAGUUUCGUUUCUAUAAAAGUACCCUACACGUAACCAUCGACAUUUUAAUUGGUCUCAAUCGUAAGGUUGCUGAUAGUUGCUGAGGAUCGAAGCACGUUGAAAACUCUAUUAUAAAUUAUCAUUACUUGAAAAAUGAUUUCGCAACACGUCAGGCGUUUUGUAACCAGCGCUGUAAGGAGGAGCGGUCAUGAUCCAGAAGGUUUUCCUGGUGCUAAUCUUCCUUUCAGCGUUGAGAACAGAUACAAGUUGACUGCAUUAUUUACUGUAUUCUUUGGAAGUGGACUCGCAUUACCCUACUUGAUCCUUCGUCAUCAAUUGUUGAAGUAAAUCAUGUAUUACAUUGUUAACAUUAGUAAAUUACCAUUGAUGUAAGAAAAAUAACAUGAUGUAUUUAUAAUAAAAUUGUGUUAAAGAGA
This is a messenger RNA of Hylaeus volcanicus, 434 nucleotides long. It is a transcript of the gene COX7C, whose product is annotated as cytochrome c oxidase subunit 7C, mitochondrial-like. Gene Ontology annotation, biological process: mitochondrial electron transport, cytochrome c to oxygen. The coding region runs from base 151 to 345 and encodes 64 amino acids. The record is from RefSeq and is a predicted model, not a curated record. NCBI's taxonomy places the organism in Eukaryota, Metazoa, Arthropoda, Insecta, Hymenoptera, Colletidae. The transcript has 3 exons.